This is a messenger RNA of Amphimedon queenslandica, 1188 nucleotides long. RefSeq names its product WD repeat-containing protein 73-like. Gene Ontology annotation, cellular component: spindle pole; cytosol. Gene Ontology annotation, biological process: cytoplasmic microtubule organization. Bases 24 to 1115 code for a protein of 363 amino acids. Gene Ontology annotation, molecular function: protein binding. Lineage: Eukaryota; Metazoa; Porifera; Demospongiae; Haplosclerida; Niphatidae. The record is from RefSeq and is a predicted model, not a curated record. The transcript has 10 exons.
ACACUUGAAACACUCCCCUAAACAUGGACGACGAUGAUGAUUGGCUGAUAUCAAGUUUGGAAAGAUAUGAACAACUCUUUAUGUAUGACCUCAGUACUCCAGUUCAUUUAAUGUACUUAGCAUCAGAUAAAGGAGUGUGGGUUUAUGGUCAAACACUUGCAAACAAAAGAGAGCUAUCGCUUCUAACACUUCCGACCAAAAUCACAAAUAAAGAAAUAACUGGUGGAAGAGAUUUUAAAAUAUCUGCUGGAGCUGUUAUCCCAUUUUCAAUAAAUUGCAUCCAAGAAAUGUCUAACCAGCAAGCUGUGCUCUGCAAUGCUGAUAAGCGUUCACUACACUGGUGGAGAGAAGAUGAAAGAAGCCCAGAUCUAUUGGUUGAAAUUGCUUCUAGUAUCGUUCCACCACUACCUCAUCAUAAAGAAUGUGAAACUGCAAGGAGCCAAUGCAUAACUCAUAUUGAUUACUGGAAGAGCGAGAGCAAUGACCAGCACCUGCUAUUAGGAUCAAAUUCACCACCUGAUGAUGGUCACGUACAAAUUUAUGACGUAGUUUCUCACUCUGUUAGUUGGGAGACUGUACUGGAUAAAACAAAACUACACGAUGCACUUUACUUUGGCAGCCCACAUCAAAUAGUCUUAUGUUCGGGAAACUAUGGAGAAAUCUUAGUUGUUGAUACUAGGGAACCAUUUUCAGCGACACCUACUCGAUGUUCAAUGGAUGCCGAGACUCAUGAUGACUAUGCCUUAUCUUGUACUUCCAAUAUCAUUGGUACUCUGUCUGAUGCUGGCUCCCUGCGAUUAUAUGACAGCCGCUCAUAUGAAAAACCAUUCUAUUGUUGCACUAUGCCAACCACAUUUCAUUCAUCACAAUACCUUACUCUAACAAUAUCGCCAUAUAAUGACAGACUCUUAGGUUACUCAGGCCUCCAUCCUGGCAUUAUAAUCUAUGACACAACAUCGAUGCCGCCAAAAGCUAUCUUCACACAUGAUGGACAUGAGAAGGAAGGGGCAGAAUCAGUCAAAGUUCACGGACACAUCUGGCAUCAAAGCAUUCCAAGGUUAUUGAUAUCAGCAGGCAGUGAUGGAGGGCUACACAUGUGGCAGUACAACGAAUAAUCAUUUAAGAUUCAAAUUAUUUUAAAAAAUGCUAUUUUUAUGAUUUUGAAGUUGAUUGUUGUGACAAGCUGUA